Messenger RNA from Sorghum bicolor (sorghum), 1313 nucleotides. RefSeq names its product BURP domain-containing protein 3. The transcript is spliced from 2 exons. The coding region runs from base 132 to 1124 and encodes 330 amino acids. Lineage: Eukaryota; Viridiplantae; Streptophyta; Magnoliopsida; Poales; Poaceae. The record is from RefSeq and is a predicted model, not a curated record.
GGACAGCUAGAGGCCUAGUAGGGCUAUAUAUUUACUAGACUGGGUGGAGAGCCAAAUAAGCCUUCGCUUUGCAAUCCCUCCAUACAAUUUCAGACGUUACCAUAUAAUUGUCCAAACGAUCGACCUGAGUCAUGUAUCCAUUGGCACUCUUCCUGGUGAUCUUGGUCACCACCGGCACCGCCUCUGCAGUGUACGGCCAUCCUGCCGCCGCUGGCACUCCGGCGGCGCGGUUCUGGGAGGAGGCCCUCCCCGGCACGCCCAUGCCGGAGGCCAUAGCCAACCUUAUCCAACAAGGCAUUGACCAUUCGCCGCUUGUGGAGCAUUUCACUUCUAGCAGCCGCCGCCCUGCUGCCGUCGAUUUGAUAACAUACAGUUACAAUGGCGGCUCUCGGGUUUACGCAGCGGUGCCACCAGGCUUCUUCUUCCUCGAGUCUCAGGUAAGCGUGGGAAGCGCCAUGACAGUCUCCUUCGAGCCGGCAGCGAUGUGGCCUCCCAUCCUCCCCCGCGACGUCGCCCAGAAGGUCCCAUUCAGCAACCUAGCGGACGUGCUCGCCACGUUCCACAUCGCGGCGAGCUCCGCCGAGGCGACGACGGUAGGCGAGACCGUGAGCCUGUGCGGAGCCCCGCCGCCACUCACCGGCGGUGAGCAGAAGGCCUGCGCGACGUCGCUGGAGGACACCGUGGAGAGCGCCACCCACAUGCUCGUCGGCGGCGGCAGCGUUCGUCAUCAUGGCGUGGUGUUGUGGGCGGCUAGCUCGUCGGCGUCGGCGGUGCCGCCGGCGGCACACCACCAGCAGCAGCCGUCGUUCGUUGUCCAGGCGGUCGCCUCGCUCGACGGCGACCGCCACGUCGGCUGCCACGCCAUGCCGUUCCCGUACGCCGUCUACUACUGUCACAUGACGGGGCGGCCGUCCAAGGCGUACGCGGUCUCGCUCCGCGGCCUCACCGCCGGUGGCAGUCCGGCGGUCACCACCAUGGCGGCGAUCUGCCACCUCGACACCUCCAACUGGGACCCGGCGCACCCGGCCUUCGAGAUGCUGCGCACACGGCCGGGCGGCGCGCCGGUUUGCCACUUCAUGUCGUACGCCAGUCUGCUCUUCGGCGAGAAGGCAGCCAACGCCUAACUAACACGUUACACGCGUUGCUCUUUUGAUGCAUGCAUGGCUUUAUCCACACACGUUACAAAUGAAGAAUUUGUGCAAAUUCGAUGGCGUCUAUAUAUAUGUUUAUAUCUUGAAGAACAGUGCUUUAUAUAUUAUUAGCAUAAAUAUAAGUGCCCGCUGUGUCUCUGGUUCAUAGGGCCUGUAUGUUUA